AUGUCUCGAGACAGGACGUCGAAGCGGUUUUACCGCGCAGAAUCUACACACGACCUGUUGUCCUAUAUGGAUAAGGGACAAGCAGCCAGCAAUGAGAACCGGUGGACUUUUGAAACAGCUUGGGAGGUUGCUAACAAAGUGGGCGGUAUCUACACUGUAAUCAGGUCGAAAGCCUACGUGUCUACGGAGGAAAUGGGAGAGAAUUACUGUCUACUGGGGCCGUAUAAAGAGCACUGCGCUAGGACUGAGGUAGAGGAGGCGGAUUUCCCUCCCAACUCCCCUCUGACAACUGCUGUUAAUGCCAUGAGGAGCCAAGGGUAUAAGCUUCACACUGGAACCUGGCUGGUCGACGGCAACCCUCAGAUCAUACUCUUCGACAUCGGCUCCGGCGCCUGGCAACUGGACGGGUACAAACAGGAGUUGUGGAAUACUUGCGGUAUCGGCAUACCCCACCUGGACGUCGAAGCUAAUGACUCUGUUAUACUAGGGUUCAUGGUCGCGCAGUUCAUUGGCGAGUUCCGUAAAGCAGCGGAGGGUUACAGCGACACCCCGCCCCGUGUAGUCGCCCACUUCCACGAGUGGCAGGCAGGCGUCGGGCUUAUUAUGCUCAGAGCUCGACACGUGGACGUAGCUACAGUGUUCACAACGCACGCUACCCUCCUCGGACGAUAUUUAUGUGCUGGCAACACUGACUUCUACAAUAAUCUUGAUAAGUUCUCAGUAGACGAGGAGGCAGGCAAGCGUCAGAUCUACCACCGCUACUGCAUGGAGCGCGCCGCUGCACAUAUGACGCAUAUAUUCACCACCGUGUCUGACAUUACUGGCUACGAAGCUGAACAUCUACUGAAACGUAAAGCUGACAUAAUAACACCGAACGGAUUGAAUGUGAAGAAAUUUUCAGCGCUUCAUGAGUUUCAGAACUUACACGCACUCGCCAAAGACAAAAUCAAUGAAUUCGCCAGAGGACACUUUUAUGGUCAUUUCAACUUCGAUUUAGAUAAGACGUUGUACUUCUUCAUCGCUGGCCGCUAUGAGUUCGGUAACAAAGGAGCUGAUAUCUUCAUUGAAGCUUUGGCUAGACUUAACCAUUACUUAAAGUCAUCAGGAUCAGACAUGACAGUAGUGGCGUUCAUGAUCUUCCCAGCGAAGACGAAUAACUUCAAUGUGGAGAGUCUGCGAGGGCAUGCCGUCACCAAGGCACUGAGGGACACCAUCAAUGACAUACAACAGAAGAUCGGGAAGCGAAUGUACGAUAUAUGUUUGAGCGGCCACCUCCCCGACGCGUCGGACCUGCUCCACAAGGAUGACACGGUGCGCCUCAAGCGUUGUAUAUACAGCUUGCAACGAGAUGGCCUGCCUCCCAUCACUACGCAUAAUGUUGUGGACGACUGGAGCGAUCCUGUGUUAAACUCCAUCAGAAGAUGUGAGCUCUUCAACACGGUUAACGAUAAAGUUAAGGUUAUUUUCCAUCCUGAAUUUUUGACAUCAACGAACCCGUUGUUUGGGCUGGACUAUGAAGAAUUUGUUAGAGGAUGCCAUCUUGGAGUGUUCCCAUCUUAUUACGAACCUUGGGGGUACACCCCGGCUGAGUGCACCGUAAUGGGAAUACCCAGUAUUACCACUAAUUUGUCAGGUUUCGGCUGCUUCAUGCAGGAACAUAUAGCGGACCCGAUGUCGUACGGUAUAUACGUCGUGGACCGCCGAUAUAUAUCGCUAGAGGGCUCUGUCCAACAACUUGCGCAGUACAUGUUCGAUUUUACCAAACUAACUCGAAGGCAACGUAUUAUACAGAGAAACAGAACUGAAAGGUUGUCAGAUCUACUCGACUGGAGAAAUUUGGGCAUUUACUACCGGCAGGCGCGCGCUGAGGCCUUAAAGAUAGUGUACCCAGAUUACGUCGACCAUAUGGACCAGGAGCUGGGCAAACGAUUCAACUACCCAAGACCAAUCUCAGAGCCACCCAGCCCUACUCAUUCUAGAGGUACAACCCCGGCCGCAUCAGUCCACGGCUCUGAUGAUGAAGACGAGGUAGAUGAGGAGCAGGAACUAGCAGAAUUGAGGAUCAGUGAUAAAUAA
Molecule: messenger RNA, 2076 nt
Organism: Spodoptera littoralis (African cotton leafworm)
Lineage: Eukaryota; Metazoa; Arthropoda; Insecta; Lepidoptera; Noctuidae
Source: the annotation of a GenBank genome assembly